CAGCCAGCUAGCCUAAGCUACUAUAUAUAUAGCCACUUGAAUUUUUUCAUAACCAUAAACCAUUCAUCAAAUAGUUGUUGAAACCAAAACACCACAACACAUUAAAUGAAAGCAUACAACAUUUUUCUCCUCAUAUUAGGCCUUGCUUCUUAUGUUACUUUCAUUUCCAUAAAACAACCUUAUGACUACUUUGGCAACAUUUACAACGUCCACAUUAUCAAUGGCUUUACCAACAAUUCUUCCCUGCCGUUAGUCGUCUGGUGCUCCUCCGGUGACACCGGUGACAUUGGCGGUCGCGCGCUCCAAGAGCGCGACGAUUUUAGUUGGAGUGUGAAAACCAAGUUUUGGAAGAAUAGUCAGUACGUAUGCACAAUGAAAUUGGACCAAAAAAGGAGAAGAUUUCAAGCUUUUUAUGGAAGUAGGGAUGUUCAAAGGUGCAGCCCUACAAAGCAGUGUUUUUGGUUGGUGAAAGAGGAUGGUUUCUAUUUUAGUAACGAUGAAAUAUAUUGGCAAAAAGAUUUUUCUUGGAUUUGAGCUGUAUUUUUCCAAGUGUUUUUUUUUACCAUCUUGUUGUCAAGAUGGUUAGAGAUUAUAUAUUUCUCGGAUAAUCCCUUUGAGAGUUUUUAGAAAUGAGAAUGUUGUCCUUAUAGUUCUCUUUCCUUAUUAGCUUUUAAGCCAAAUCUUUGAAGAGGAAACUUUGAGGAUUCA
This is a messenger RNA of Nicotiana tabacum (common tobacco), 708 nucleotides long. Lineage: Eukaryota; Viridiplantae; Streptophyta; Magnoliopsida; Solanales; Solanaceae. The record is from RefSeq and is a predicted model, not a curated record.